UGUUAUCUGGUUGUACCCUUUUGUUUUGUUCAAGUGAGACCCAUGAAGAAGACAGCUUCUCCUCUUGUUCUCUUCACCAUUGUCUUCAUCACUGUCUUGUUUCUUUAUGCAGCUUCAUGGAUUCCUGUGAACAAGCCAGGCUUCUUUAAUUGCUCAUGGUGCAUUUCCAAGAAUCGGAUCUAUGCCAAGCAAGCUUCUGUCUCUGGCCAACGGAAGGCUCACUUGACCCUCACCCCUAAACAUCCACUAGACCCACUUACCAUAAAAGAAAUCAACAGGGUCCGAACCAUCCUCUCAACCUACCCACCUUUCUUCUCUUCUUCUCCACCAAUUCACUCCUUAGCUCUUGACGAACCCGACAAGUCUCAGGUGCUCACAUGGAAAAAAGGCCAUCCUCUUCCACCCAGAAAAGCUGCUGUUAUUGCCCUCAUGGGCUCCAAGUCUUAUAUCCUCACAGUGGACUUGGAUCUCGGCCGAGUUACAAACCACACAAUCAAUCCCACUUCGGGUUACCCACUCGUCACUAUGGAUGAAGUUUUGGCAGCAGCGCAAGUGCCGCUCUCUUAUGCAGAGUUCAACAAGUCCAUUAUCGCACGGGGCGUCUCCUUCUCUGACUUGAGGUGCAUCACCCCGUCGCCUGGCUGGUUUGGGCCCGCCGAGGAAGGAAGACGAGUCAUCAAAGUCCAGUGCUUCUCUACCAAAGGCUCCCCCAACUUCUAUAUGAGCCCCAUCGAAGGACUCGUCGUCACUGUUGACCUUGACAAGAAAAAAGUUGUGAAGUUUUCCGAUACAGGGCGAAGAAUCCCAAUUCCGAGGAGCACCCAUACCGACUACCGAUACAAGGGCCAAACAUACCCGCCAGAAAUGAACCCGCUGAACCCAAUAUCAAUUGAGGAGCCGAAUGGUCCGAGCUUCAAAGUGGAAGAUGGGCACAUGGUGACAUGGGCCAACUGGGUUUUCCACCUAAAGGCCGACCAGCGAGCGGGGUUGGUUAUAUCACGGGCUAUGGUUCGAGACUCGGAGAGCGGUGAGCUUCGGAGUGUGAUGUACAAAGGGUUCGCUUCGGAAUUAUAUGUUCCUUACAUGGACCCAGAUGAGGCAUGGUAUUUCAAAACGUACAUGGAUGCUGGCGAGUUUGGGUUAGGUUCAUGCGCCAUGGAAUUGGUACCCCUCAAUGACUGUCCUAAAUAUUCUUAUUAUAUGGACGGCGUUUUCUCCACACCAGAUGGCGAGCCAUUUGUUCAGCCUAACGUUAUUUGUCUGUUCGAGAGGUACGCCGGCGACGUUAGCUGGCGACAUUCCGAGAGUCCCAUUGGCCAAUUACAGAUUAGGGAAUCAAGAGCAAAGGUGACAUUGGUGGCUCGAAUGGUUGCAUCGGUAGGAAACUACGAUUACAUUUUCGACUGGGAAUUUCAAACAGAUGGGUUGAUUCGUGUUAAGGUAGGACUAUCGGGAAUGCUAAUGGUGAAAGGGAGUCCUCAUGAAAAAACUACAGAAGAAAUAGAGAAGGCGACAGGGCAAUUGGUGUCUGAAAACGUGAUCGGUGUGGUUCACGAUCAUUUCAUCACUUAUCACUUGGACAUGGAUAUCGAUGGGGUUAAUAACUCAUUUGUGAAAGUUAAUUUGGUGAAGGAGGAGACUUUGCCCGGCCAAUCUCCCAGAAAGAGCUUCUUGAAAGUUGAGCGUCAUGUUGCUAAAACAGAAAAGGAAGCACAAGUGAAGCUCAGCCUCUAUAAACCCCAAGAAUUUCAUCUCGUAAAUCCUUCAAAACAAUCUAGAUUAGGAAACCCAACUGGCUACAAAAUCGUCCCUGCUGCCACUGCCGCUAGCUUGCUUGAUCACGAUGAUCCCCCACAACUCAGAAGUGCUUUCACUAAUAAUCAGAUAUGGGUGACAAUAUACAACCGAAGUGAACAAUGGGCGGGAGGGCUUAUGGCAUACCAGAGCCAAGGGGAUGAUACACUUGAAGUUUGGUCUGAAAGGAACCGGGCAAUAGAGAACAAGGAUAUUGUCUUGUGGUAUACGUUGGGAUUUCAUCACAUACCAUGCCAAGAGGAUUUUCCAGUCAUGCCAACUGUGACAUCAAGCUUUGAUCUAAAGCCAGUCAAUUUCUUCGAAAGAAAUCCAAUACUCCAUACUGCCCCAUUUUUUGAACACGAUGUAUCUAUCUGCAGCUCGUCUGCCUCUGCGAACUAAACAUGACCAAGUAUUAACCACUACUUAAC
This is a messenger RNA of Carica papaya (papaya), 2225 nucleotides long. RefSeq names its product amine oxidase [copper-containing] gamma 1-like. Lineage: Eukaryota; Viridiplantae; Streptophyta; Magnoliopsida; Brassicales; Caricaceae. Gene Ontology annotation, molecular function: copper ion binding; primary methylamine oxidase activity; quinone binding. The record is from RefSeq and is a predicted model, not a curated record. Gene Ontology annotation, biological process: amine metabolic process.